UGCUCUUCUUCUUCCCACUGCAGCCACCCGAAGAAAAAAAAAGGGAAACCCAGCCAUGCCUUUGAGAAACCGGCGAGAUAAGCUUGGUUUUCUCCUUCCUUUCUUGCUCUAGAACACACCUAGAACCCAGAAAUCUUCCCCCCCCUGCUGGAAAAGCCGGAUCUGCCCUGCUCUGCUUUGUCCUUCCGCCAGCUGCUCUUGAUUGUGGGUGAUUUCUGGGCCUUUUUUUGUUCCGUGAGUUUCUCCCCUGCACUGCCGCCGGCUUCUUCCCCCUGCUAGGUCCGGUUCCUUGCUUGUAAAUUCUGGUAUGUGACAGCCUUUUAAGGCUUAAAUUAUCCAUUUAAAGUUGCUGCUUGUGAUGUCCGAAUUUGGCUAGGAAAUGGGGAAAUUCUGGUAGCAAUUAAGAGGGGUUUUAAGUGUGUUUUGUUGCUUAAUUCAUGUGUAAAUUGCUUGAGUUGAUUGCUGUGAUUUUUAGAGAAAAUCCCGUGAGAUUAGCUAGUGUUUUGGCCAAUUUUGGAAUUAUAGUUACUGUUCACAUCGGGGUCACUGUUCACCGAACGAAUUUGGAGAUAUUUGAUCAUGUGGAGAUUUAUGGAAAUAGCAUUGUGAUUAGGAAUGAUCCAAUGAAGUGUUCAGUGUGAAUUUGUGAUAGUGGUAUUAAUUCUUGAAAUAUCUUGAUUAGGUUCUUGAUCGUCUUGUCAGUUUAGUAUGUGAAUUGAGUGCUCGGUUUUAUGCGAGUGAGGUAAGUAAAUUUAUGGUAAUGCCCAUACUGUUUUAAAAGCAUGUUUUGAUUUGUUUUUGAAGUGGUGGCGAGACUAAACCCGUUUUACACAAGUGUGACUGAUUUGACGUGAAAUGUUUUAUGUUUUUCAUUAAAUUGAGCAUGCCUACUUGAAAGUGAUUGUGAAUUGUCCUGAUGAUUUGAAAGUGAUAGUGAAUUGUGAUUUUUCUGUUAACUUUUGCUUGUUUUGUCUCCGAUAUGGUCAUGUUAUUCGUGUGCCUGCUAGUGGGAGGUUUAUAAACGCUAGCACAUGUCGACAUGUUACUGAUAGAACCGGUUCGUUUCUGUUAUCUUGCUAGUGGGAUUAUACACUAGUAAAUUGUGUGCUUGUCAGUGGGAGGUUUAUAACACUGGCCGUGACCUAUAGAGGAGACGUCUAUUUCGUUCCCGUACUGUAUCCGUUUUGCGUGAUUGCACAUGUGGCAUGCUAUAAGUUUAAAUAAGGGGCACUCCAUAUUUUACUUACUGAGUUUAUCUCAUAGUUUUUCUUGUCCACCAUUUCAGGAAGUGAAACCGAGGACGAGGAAACCACGGGAAGUGACGAGUUAGAAGGCUAGCCAUAUUGUAAUUGGAUAUAAAUUUUAGAUAUGAAUCAUGAUCUUGUAUUUGGAGAUUUUAUGAUAUUUGAGAGAAUUUUAUAAUUUGAUCUUCAGAGUUUGGUGGUAUUAGAGUGUGAUGUGAUAAGUUCCGAGCCUUAUGCAUUUGUGGGACCCCUCUCACGAGUGCACGGUGUCUGUCGCGUCUCGAAAUUGGGUUUUGGGGCAUGACAAGUUUAAUAUAACAGGUAAUGUUAU
Messenger RNA from Rubroshorea leprosula, 1575 nucleotides. The record is from the annotation of a GenBank genome assembly. Lineage: Eukaryota; Viridiplantae; Streptophyta; Magnoliopsida; Malvales; Dipterocarpaceae.